AUGUAUUUAUCCAUAUUACGUUGUUACUUUAUUAUAUUUAUUGUUUUAAGUUUAGAUAAGACAGUUAAUAGUGACUGCUUUAAUUCUCAUGAUUAUUUUUGGAAACAUCUUGCAACUAAAACUCCUUACAGAUAUGUGGCAAAUAAUAAUAACUCUCAGAUAGUAUUUGAUGGUUGUAACCCCCAUAAAAUAUGGGCAGUUUUACGUCAUGGUACUCGUUACCCUGGAGAAAAAUUUAUCAAUAAAGUUAAUGUAGACCUUGUAGAAAUACAACAGUUAAUCAUAAAAAAUUUUGAUGACAAUAAUAGUAAGUUAUGUCCUGAUAGUAUUAAUAAAAUAAAGGAAUGGUCUCCACAAAUGAAUAUAUCUAAUUCAAAAAAACUUGCACAUGAGGGAGAGGAUGAAAUGAUUGAAUUGGCAGAAAGAUUUCAAGAAAGAUUUCCUUCACUUUUACAAAAUGAAUAUUCUAAUUCAACUUUUAAAUUUAGAAGUACGGCAACUGAAAGAACCGAACAAAGCAAGUACUAUUUUUUGAUUGGAUUGUUUGGUAGAAAAGUAGCUCAUCAUGUAUGGUCACCUCAAUCAAUAUAUAAAGAUCCAACUUUAAGGUUUUAUAAACUCUGCCACAGAUGGCUGAAAAAUAUUUAUAAGAAUCCAAGAGCUUAUAAUGAAGCUGAAAUUUUUAAGACAUCACAAAUUUUUGAAAAUAUUCUCGAGGAUAUAGCUGACAGGCUCGGUUUCAAAGAUCUUACAUUUGAUGUUGUUGACAUGAUGUACACAGCCUGCGGUUUCGAAAGUGCCAUGAACCGUGAAACGUCACCUUGGUGCUACGUAUUUACCGAAAAAGAAAUGAAAAUAAUGGAAUUUUCAAGAGAUUUAAAACAUUAUUGGAUCGACGGUUACGGUCACAAUAUUAAUUUUCAACAAGCGUGCCCAAUGGUGAAAGACAUGUUGACACACAUCAAAUCAGAGGACGGUCCAAGAGCAACUUUUUAUUUCACACAUUCUGGAGCCAUUCUUAAACUUUUAGCUCAUCUCGGUUUGUAUUACGAUGAAAAAAGGUUAACGCAUGAUAGAUUCGAUCAUCCUAGAUUGUGGAAAGUUGGUUACAUUGAUUCGUUUGCCAGUAAUUUGGCAAUCGUAUCUUACAAGUGUGAUGAUGACAAAUUAAAAAUAUUAGCAAUGCAUCAAGAGCGUCCAGUCAAAUUACCUGGUUGUCCAGCAGAAGGUCUUUGUCCGAUUGAAAAACUAAUGAAAACAUAUAAAAAAAGUUUUUACAAUUGUGAUUUUGAAGAAACUUGUAAAAUAUCCACACAAAAUUUAUAA
Molecule: messenger RNA, 1326 nt
Organism: Pediculus humanus corporis (human body louse)
Lineage: Eukaryota; Metazoa; Arthropoda; Insecta; Psocodea; Pediculidae
Product: multiple inositol polyphosphate phosphatase 1 precursor, putative
Exons: 5
Coding region: 1-1326 (441 amino acids)
Molecular function (GO): inositol phosphate phosphatase activity; acid phosphatase activity
Source: RefSeq, a predicted model, not a curated record